GUUUGCCUUUUUCAUUUUUUAUUUCUCAUGGGCGAUUUUAUCUAAAGGAAUUAAAGAAAUUAAUCGUUUUUUAAUUGUUUUGGGAUUUUGAUUUGUAGUUUCAUUUUCAAUUUUUCAUGAAAGAAAAAGCGGCACUGACUUAGGAAAUAGAGAUGGAAAGGAGGAGGAGGAGAAGAAGUAGCUGCUGUUCCUGUUCUUAAGAACUCUGUUACUUAACCCUAAAACAAAUCUAAUCCAAGAUCAAAUUGUUUUCCGCCCUUUUUGAGGCAAAUAUUUCAAAGACCCGGUAGAUCUGUAAAAGCUUCUCCUUUCUAUUGGUUUCUGACAACAGAGAUGGAUUCUUAAACUGGUUGAUUCCAAUGGGUGCUGUUUGUAAACCUGAGUUGGAUUCUUUUCAAAGGAAAGCAUGUGCCGUGGAUUAGCGCGGUUAAAUUGCAGGUCACCUCCAACAACAUCUAAUAUUUCUUUUUAAGAUAGCUGAGAAAUGAAUCACUUGACUCUAGAAACUGAAGAUACUUUUGCAAGCUUGCUUGAGCUUGCCGCUAAUAAUGAUGUCGUGGGCUUUAAACGAUCCAUCCAACGUGACCCUUCUGGUGUAGAUGAAGUAGGGCUGUGGUACGGUCGUCCCAAGGGCUCAAAGCAGAUGGUUAACAAUGAAAGAACACCUUUGAUGGUUGCUGCUACAUAUGGUAGCAUCGAUGUUAUUAAGCUGAUCCUAUCUUCAUCCGAUGCUGAUAUUAAUCGUGUGUGCGGCCAUGACAAAAGCACUGCACUCCACUGUGCUGCCUCUGGUGGGGCUUCAAAUGCUAUUGAUGUUGUGAAGCUGCUUUUAGCAGCUGGGGCCGAUGCCAAUUUGGUUGAUGCAAAUGGUCAUCUUCCUAUUGAUGUUAUUGUUGUUCCUCCAAAGCUUCAAUUUGCAAAAUUAACUCUUGAACAACUCCUCGCGACCAAGAGUUCUGUUCUAGAGCAGAAUUUAAGGGUGUCAACAGCUGUCACGAAUUCGGGCUCGAAUCCUCCUUCGCCCUCUCGAGAAAAUGGGUCACCUACAUCUGGUUUAGGUUCCCCUCAGAAGCUGAAGUCAACUAAUGCUCCUUUUUCUUCCACAUCAGAGAAGAAAGAAUACCCAAUCGACCCAUCUCUUCCAGAUAUCAAGAACAGCAUCUAUUCAACUGAUGAGUUCCGAAUGUAUUCGUUUAAGGUGCGGCCUUGUUCUCGCGCCUACUCCCAUGAUUGGACUGAGUGUCCAUUUGUUCAUCCAGGUGAGAAUGCUCGAAGAAGGGAUCCUAGGAAGUUCCAUUACAGUUGUGUUCCUUGUCCCGAUUUUCGCAAGGGGGCAUGUAGACGUGGUGAUAUGUGUGAAUAUGCACAUGGCGUUUUCGAAUGCUGGCUACACCCUGCUCAAUACCGAACCCGGCUGUGCAAGGACGGUACUAGUUGUGCAAGGAGAGUGUGUUUCUUUGCUCAUACUGCUGAGGAACUCCGGCCUCUAUAUGUCUCCACUGGUUCUGCUGUUCUAUCUCCUCGUUCAAGUACUUCUGGUGCUACAGCUAUGGAUUUUGCUGCAGCCUUGAGUCUGUUACCUGGAUCGCCUUCUUCUGUAUCCGUAAUGUCUCCGUCACCUUUCACACCUCCCAUGUCUCCAUCUGCUAAUGGCAUGUCUCAUUCUAAUGUUGCCUGGCCACAGCCCAAUGUUCCGGCCCUGCAUCUUCCUGGAAGCAAUCUUCAAUCUAGUCGCCUCAGAUCUUCUCUUAAUGCAAGAGACAUUCCAACUGAAGACUUCAACUUGCUGCCGGAUUUUGAUGUGCAGCAACAACAGCUGAUAAAUGAGUUAUCUAGCCUCUCUCAGCCCUCUAUGAGUUCUAAUUCUUUAAAUCGAUCUGGUCGAUUGAAGACUCUGACUCCAUCGAAUCUUGAUGAUCUAUUUUCGGCUGAGAACUCAUCUCUGCAGUACUCCGAUCAAGCAUUGGCUGCGGCAGUUUACUCUCCCACCCAUAAGUCUGCUGUUUUAAAUCAAUUCCAGCAGCAGCAAAGCAUGUUAUCACCUAUAAACACAAAUUUUUCUCCUAAAAAUAUUGAACAUCCUUUGUUGCAGGCUUCUCUAUCUGGUAGGAUGUCUCCACGAAACGUAGAACCUAUCUCGCCAAUGAGCUCUCGGGUUUCAAUGUUAGUUCAACGCGAGAAGCAGCAACAGUUCCGCAGCCUAAGCUCUAGGGAGCUUGGUUCUGGCUCCUCUGCCACCGUUGGUUCCCCAGUAAAUUCUUGGUGGGGAUCCUCCAAUGGGAAACCGGACUGGGCAGUCGAUGCAGAUGGCUCAGGCAAGCUUCGCAGGUCAUCUUCAUUUGAGCUUGGCAAUGGAGACGAGCCCGAUUUAUCAUGGGUUCAAUCCCUUGUAAAAGAAUCUCCCACUGAGGUCAAAGAGAAAACAGGUGUGCCUGUUUCAGGUGUAACACUUAAUGCUUCUACAGGUCUAGGUUCAAGCAUGAACUCUCGAAUUGAUCCGGUCGAUACUGCAGUGUUGGGAGCAUGGAUCGAGCAAAUGAAGCUUGAUGAGCUCGUGGCUCAGCAAAACUGAAAACCAGUUUCACUGAACCCUGAGGUAGAGAUAACAUAAAAAGGUUUUGGUAUAUAACAUUUGUAUUCUUUUUUUUGGGAUUUUGUUGGUGAAGAAUGUAGAAGGGAAGCUAAACAGUCACAGCAAGUGGUGAAGGAAAGGGGGGAAAACAUUCAUUUUUCACCAUUUAUUAUUACAAAGAAACAGUUAAGGAAAAAACAAAGAAGGGUUGAGGAUAACCUUUGGCUAUAUGUUGAAAGAAAUGAUGCCCAAACUUGCGGUGUUUUUUACAUGCAAUAUUUUCUGAGAUUUCUGAUCCUUUGAUGAUGAUGAUGUAACAUUCAACUAUAGUUUAUUGCUUAAUUCCUAUUGCCAUA
Messenger RNA from Gossypium raimondii (Peruvian cotton), 2928 nucleotides. RefSeq names its product zinc finger CCCH domain-containing protein 30. The transcript has 2 exons. The coding region runs from base 485 to 2572 and encodes 695 amino acids. The record is from RefSeq and is a predicted model, not a curated record. NCBI's taxonomy places the organism in Eukaryota, Viridiplantae, Streptophyta, Magnoliopsida, Malvales, Malvaceae. Gene Ontology annotation, molecular function: metal ion binding; protein binding.